This is a messenger RNA of Chrysochloris asiatica (Cape golden mole), 623 nucleotides long. RefSeq names its product hippocalcin-like 1 (gene HPCAL1). Lineage: Eukaryota; Metazoa; Chordata; Mammalia; Afrosoricida; Chrysochloridae. The transcript has 3 exons. Bases 42 to 623 code for a protein of 193 amino acids. Gene Ontology annotation, molecular function: calcium ion binding. The record is from RefSeq and is a predicted model, not a curated record.
CCCUUUGUCUUGUAGGUGUGGUCACCACCACCCCGGCCACCAUGGGCAAACAGAACAGCAAGUUGCGCCCUGAGGUGCUGCAGGACCUGAGGGAGAACACGGAAUUCACUGACCAUGAGCUGCAGGAGUGGUACAAGGGCUUCCUCAAGGACUGCCCCACCGGCCACCUGACCGUGGACGAGUUCAAGAAGAUCUACGCCAACUUCUUCCCCUACGGCGAUGCCUCCAAGUUUGCGGAGCAUGUCUUCCGCACCUUUGACACCAACGGAGACGGCACCAUCGAUUUCCGGGAGUUCAUCAUCGCGCUGAGCGUGACCUCCCGAGGGAAGCUAGAGCAGAAGCUCAAGUGGGCCUUCAGCAUGUACGACCUGGAUGGCAAUGGUUACAUCAGCCGCAGCGAGAUGCUGGAGAUUGUGCAGGCUAUAUAUAAAAUGGUGUCCUCAGUGAUGAAAAUGCCCGAGGACGAGUCCACUCCAGAGAAACGGACAGACAAGAUCUUCCGACAGAUGGACACAAACAAUGACGGCAAACUGUCCCUGGAAGAGUUUAUUAAAGGUGCCAAGAGUGACCCUUCCAUCGUCCGACUGUUACAGUGUGACCCCAGCAGUGCAAGCCAGUUCUAA